AAGACUUAAUAAAUUAUGUCUUUUAGUGUUCUGUUUCGUGGUAUACAAUUCGUUGCGUACACCUACAUUUACAAUAACUGGCGGUUAGUCACACUUCCUUGGAAUUCGAUAUGGACAUGGUGGAUUUGCUUCCUUGGAGUGGAUUUUGGAUAUUAUUGGCUGCAUAGAGCUAGUCACGAGAUAAAUAUUUUAUGGGCAGCUCAUCAAGUUCAUCACAGUUCUGAAGAUUACAAUUUAUCAACCGCACUAAGACAAUCUGUUCUUCAGAAUUAUUCCGUGUGGGUGUUCUACUUGCCUAUGGCUCUAGCUGUUCCACCUAGUGUGUUUUUAGUCCACAACCAGUUUAAUUUAUUAUACCAAUUCUGGAUACAUACCGAAGUAAUUCGCUCGUUAGGGCCUUUGGAAUAUGUUUUAAAUACAGCUAGCCACCACAGAGUUCAUCACGGCAGGAACAGAUACUGCAUCGAUAAGAAUUAUGGAGGUACUUUGAUUAUUUGGGACAGAAUAUUCGGAACGUUUGAACCAGAAAAUGAAGAGGUGGUUUAUGGACUCACACAUCCUGUCAGUACAUUCGAGCCUAUAUAUAUUCAGUUAUGCCACUACUUACACAUUUGGAGAACAUUCUGGGAAACACAAGGUCUCAAAAACAAAUUGUCUGUUAUAUUCAAAGGUCCUGGUUGGUCACCCGAAAAGCCCUGGCAUGGAUGUAUUGACGAUAUACCAGAUGUUAAAGCUCCAGCUGAGAAAUAUGAUCCUUCAUUACCUUCAAGAUACAAAGCUUACAUAUUAUGGCAUUUUGUUGUACUUGGUCUUGCUUAUGUAGAAAUAACGGAGAGAAAUAUGUUCCUUCCGCAGUUUAUUCUUUACGUUGCAGUACUUCACCAGGUUUUCUCCCUGUCAAUUAUAGGAAUGUUUCUUGAAGGAAGAUUUUAUGCAAUAUCGCUGGAAUGUUUACGGUGUCUUUUAUCUUUGGCAAUGACUUACUAUUUCCUACCUCACACAAGAAUAUUUGCCCUACAUUCAUAUUAUCAGUGGUUUUUUAUGGCAGUAAUAUAUGCGACUUACGGACUAUCAGCUGUAUAUUGGUUACACCAUUGCUUUAAAAACAUUAAAAUCAAAAUAACUACGUACAGUAUGAAAAAAGUAGAAUAAUAUAGUUUUCAAUCACACCGAAAGUCUUUUGCUAUUGAAAUAAAAGUAUUGAACCUGUGAAA
Messenger RNA from Stegodyphus dumicola, 1214 nucleotides. RefSeq names its product alkylglycerol monooxygenase-like. Gene Ontology annotation, molecular function: glyceryl-ether monooxygenase activity; iron ion binding. Gene Ontology annotation, biological process: lipid biosynthetic process. The record is from RefSeq and is a predicted model, not a curated record. NCBI's taxonomy places the organism in Eukaryota, Metazoa, Arthropoda, Arachnida, Araneae, Eresidae. Gene Ontology annotation, cellular component: endoplasmic reticulum.